AUGGGUCUCUUCUUCCCUAACUUGGGUGAUGGCGACAGUUUCAAGGACUGGAGUCUGUAUCAAGUGUCCAAAUUUUAUGGAAACCUCAAUGGUACGACUCUUGCCACUGUCGGCAGCAGCGGGGUUCUUUCAUUCUCAGCCUCAAGAGUUCUGUCCAGCUUUGCUGGCUUGGUCUUUGCCUGGUUCCUGGGCAGCUGCAUCUGGUAUCGCUACUUGUCGCCCAUAUCUAAUAUUCCUGGUCCUUUCUUGGCCUCGUUUUCAAGAUUAUGGCUUAUCAAAACCUUGAUUCAAGGAAGAGGAGCCAGCGAGCUCGCUGAUCUGCAUGAAAAGUACGGCGCAUUUGUGCGUAUAUCUCCCUGGGAGGUCAGCGUUUGCCAUGUCGAUACUGUCAAGAAGUUGUACCUUCAGCCUUUGCGUAAGGGCACCUUUUAUGAGUUCGCCACCUACCCAGACUGGCGAUUCCAAAACCCCAUGUCCGAACCAGAUCCGAGGCGAAAGUUGGAGCGCUCCAAAACGUUCGCUGCUGGCUUCCUGCAAAGCAGCAUUCUACGCUCCGAGGACGUCAUAUCAGACACCAUUUCCCAGCUGCUAGACCACAUGGACCGCUACGAGCAGCGCAAUGAGCCUAUGGAUCUAGACAAAUUCUUCACAUAUACCGCUUUCGACGUCGUGGGCGAGGAGAUGGUGACCUGGGCGUCCCACCUCCGCGAGCUGCAUUACAUCGCAGUCAACCCCAUCAUGACCUGGCUGAGUCUGACGCCAGCAGCUUGGCUGGGUGAGACAGCCUUUGCAGCCGUAAAGGACCGCAUGGCUCGGCCAGUCGAAAACUUUGAUAUGCUCAGUCACUGGCUGAAGUAUAUGGAUGACAACCCUGGCAAGGCUACCACGCGCGAGAUCAUGGCGCAGGCUACGAAUGUCGUCGGCGCUGGGUCGGAUACCACUUCCUGCCUGCUGCACGACCGCGUAUUGCCGUUUUCUGAAGUCCGGGAGCUACCAUACCUACAAGCUUGCAUCAAGGAGGCACUCCGCAUUCACACACCCAUUCUCAUGCCGCUACCACGCCUAGCACCAGAAGGAAGUAUCGAGAUCGGUGGGCGCUGGUUCCCCGAAGGCAUCACUCUUUCAGGCUCUCAGUGGGUCCUGCAUCGUUCGCAUGCUCUCUGGGGCGACGACGUGGACAAGUUCAAGCCCGAACGGUGGCUGGGCGACGAUGCGGCCGGGCUAGAGAGGUGCUUCAUGCCGUUCGGGGCUGGGUUUAUGUCGUGUCCUGGGCAACAUCUCGCUCGCAUUGAGGUGUUGAAGAUCACGGCUACAAUAAUCCGUGACUACGACCUGCAGCUUGUCCACCCCGAGAAAGAGUGGCAGUGCGAGAUGUUGUUCGCUCAGGUCCCUCAUAGUUGGCUUGUCUAUGUGACGAAGAGGAAUAGGACCUAG
Diaporthe amygdali is the source of this 1434-nucleotide messenger RNA. RefSeq lists its product as uncharacterized. The transcript is spliced from 4 exons. Lineage: Eukaryota; Fungi; Ascomycota; Sordariomycetes; Diaporthales; Diaporthaceae. Gene Ontology annotation, molecular function: oxidoreductase activity, acting on paired donors, with incorporation or reduction of molecular oxygen; monooxygenase activity; iron ion binding. The record is from RefSeq and is a predicted model, not a curated record. Bases 1 to 1434 code for a protein of 477 amino acids.